UUUAUCAAUUAUUUUGGAUCUAUAAAUUAAGAAUAAUCCAACUCUCCGCGUCAGUUGACUUUGUUGGUUAGCGGAAUGAAGAUAAUAACUUUCUUGGUAUUAGCAAAUCUGCACUUCGCCCUGAGUACUAAGGAGUAUGAAGAAGCAGACAGGAUGGUGACGUGGAGACUUCAAAAUAUUGUGAAGAAGUAUAAAAACUUGGCCACCGGAAACGCCGAGUUCUCCCAGUGGAUAGAAAAGAUAAACAAUAUUGCUGUCCGGAGUGACUUUAGAGUAAAGAUGGAAAUGGAAGGUGAAUUUAACGUCUACGAUCAGAUGCGCCAAUCAUAUGAAGAUAAAAUUACUGAACGCUUGACCACGAUCAGAUCUCUAAUUGCACAAAGGAAAGGAGGCAAUAGAUGUGUUAAGUUCUACCAACAUCAGCAAAAUGAACUUAAAAAUGCCUACAAAUCCUCCAAUAAAAGAAAAUCGCAGGUUGUUACAGAGAAUAGUAGAGAUUGCCCUACAAGAAAAAGGGAAAAGCGGAUGUAUGAUUACUAUAACGAUUACGAUAACUAUGGAUUCUAAUGAAGUUAAAUAUUUGUAACUAAAUCAAAUAAAAUCCCGCUUAUGAUUUAUAUA
Drosophila yakuba is the source of this 621-nucleotide messenger RNA. RefSeq lists its product as uncharacterized. The coding region runs from base 76 to 567 and encodes 163 amino acids. The record is from RefSeq and is a predicted model, not a curated record. The transcript has 2 exons. NCBI's taxonomy places the organism in Eukaryota, Metazoa, Arthropoda, Insecta, Diptera, Drosophilidae.